CUCCAGUCGGCGAGGUAUAUAAGUGCGGCUCAUUUGCCGGAGAAGCCAGAUUGCUCACUCGCAAAUCACAAAACCCUAUCAGCACCAUGUUCAAGCUCGUUGCCUUCGCCGCCCUCCUGGCCGUCGCCAGCGCUGGAGUCGUCGCCCCUCUGGCCUACUCCUCCCCCCUGGCUUAUGCCGCCCCCGCCGUCCACGCUCCCGUGGCCUAUGCUGCCCCCGUGGCUUACGCCGCCCCCGCCGUCGUCAAGACCGUUGCCCCCGUCGCCACCUCUUACGCUAACACCUACAAGGUCGCUGUGAAGGCCCCCGUCGUCGCUGCCGCCCCCGUCGCCUACGCUUCUCCUGUGGCUUAUGCCUCCCCCCUCGCCUACGCCAGGCCCGUCGUUGCUGCCGCCCCCGUCGCCUACGGCACCACCCUCCUCCACUAAAGAGUUCCUAUACAGUCAUGUACAUAUAAUUCGUCAUAUUUAUUUUGACUGGCCACUACAACACCUCGUGGUCCAAUAAAAAAGAAAACUGACUCUGAA
Molecule: messenger RNA, 527 nt
Organism: Cloeon dipterum
Lineage: Eukaryota; Metazoa; Arthropoda; Insecta; Ephemeroptera; Baetidae
Product: cuticle protein 38-like
Exons: 2
Coding region: 87-428 (113 amino acids)
Source: RefSeq, a predicted model, not a curated record